This is a messenger RNA of Callithrix jacchus (white-tufted-ear marmoset), 2367 nucleotides long. RefSeq names its product FXYD domain containing ion transport regulator 2 (gene FXYD2). The record is from RefSeq and is a predicted model, not a curated record. Gene Ontology annotation, molecular function: sodium channel regulator activity. Gene Ontology annotation, cellular component: membrane. Lineage: Eukaryota; Metazoa; Chordata; Mammalia; Primates; Cebidae. Gene Ontology annotation, biological process: monoatomic ion transport; regulation of sodium ion transmembrane transporter activity.
CCAGAGCUCUGGGCCUUGAAGAGAAGAGGAGAGCACAGCUGGAUGCUUCUUUCUCUCUAGCCUGGAACCAUCAGACAAAGGAGGUUUAUUGGGUUUGUGUGGAGAAGGAGGCUGGAGAUGUAGGGUGCCAGGUGGAGGUCAGAGAAUCUCUCCUGGCUUUCACGUGGAUCCCUUGCCCCAACCCGCCCCAGCGGCGGGCACGAGGUCCCAGGCAAGCAGCACCUCCCCGCUCUCCUGUACCCCGGACACAGCCAGCAGCUCCUGCCAUGGACAGGUGGUAUCUGGGCGGCAGCCCCCAGGCGGACAUGGACCCAUUCUACUACGACUAUGAGACUGUCCGCAAAGGGGGCCUGAUCUUCGCUGGGCUGGCCUUCAUCGUGGGGCUCCUCAUCAUCCUCAGUAAGUGGGGUGGCCUCCAGGGAUGGGGUGCUGGCCGGGACACAUCUCUUCUUAAGGCUGCUGAGCAGGCUGGCUUUCCAGAGUCCCCGAGGGAGGGGUGAGCCUCCCUACCACCUCCUCCCCUGCAGAAUGGGGGAACCCAUGCUGGGUGGGAUGCCAGGCUCUCAAGCACAAUGUGAGGUUCCUGCUCACUCAAGUGCACCCUUCAGUGGGCCCAGGAGGAGCUGUGGAGGCAGGAGCAAAGCUGCAGGGUAAGCCAAGGGCCAGGCAGGGAGACUGUACCGGCUGCUGCUAUCCAUGGGUCCCAAACUCAUCCAUUCAAUAGGGAUGAUCCCACCUGCCUCACAAAGAUUAGGGCUAGCCUCUAGAAACACAGCAGUCAGGACAGUAGUUUAAGAUGGUCCAGUGCAGGCCGAGUGCGGGGACUCAUGCCUGUAAUCUCAGCACUUUGGGAGGCCGAGGUGGGCAGAUUGCCUGAGGUCAGGAGUUCAAGACCAGCUUGGCCAACAUGGUGAAAUCCCAUCUCUACUAAAAAUACAAAAAAAAAAAUUAGUCAGGCAUAGUGCACGCCUGUAAUCCUAGCUACUCAGGAGGCUGAGUCAGGGGAAUAGCUUGAACCAGGGAGGUGGAGGUUGCAGUGAGCCAAGAUUGUACCACUGCAUUACAGCCUGGGCAACGGAGCAAGGCUCAGUCUCAGAAAGAAAAAAAAAGAAUAGUUCAAUGCAGACUUGGAGUGCUCUGGGAGAGACAAGGAGCCUUAUAUAUCCCCAAGCUCCUGAGAGGCACACAGCAGGAGCUUAAUAUCUGCACGUUGACUUGUUUUGAUUCAGCGCAAAGAAAAAUACAAAGAAAACACAACCCAUGAAAAAAAGCUCCGGCAAGCACAGCUAUGGACUCUGAAAUCCUAAGGCUCGGGCCGCAGUCCUGCACCUCUCCCCACUUUCCCAUGUUGCCUGUGGCAACUCCCGGAGGGUAGAGCCGGUUGGUGGCUGAGCACACAGGCACAGGAGGCAGGUGGCCUGAGCAAGGAGCUCUGCUUUGGAAUUGCUGCCAUCCUUCUCCAGAGAGCUGUUCAUCGGGCAGCUACUCUGUGCCCAGUGCUGUGAUGGGGACACCAUGAUGGCCCAGUCUCUGCUGCUGCUCUUGAUAUGCCAAUAGCCCACCAUGGAUCUGCUCCAAUAAAUGUUUGCUGACUGACUGACUUAGGCUCUUGAAAGCCUAUGGUCCAGCCUUAUAUAAAGAGAGAGAUGGCUGGGCGUGGUGGCUCAUGCCUGUAAUGCAGGCAUAUCAGGAGGCCAAGGCAGGAGGAUCUCUUGAGACCAGUAGUGUAAGACCAGCCUGGCCAAUAUGGUGAGAUCCCAUCUAUACAAAAUUUUUUGGGUUUUUUUUUUUGAGACAGAGUCUCUCUUUGUCACCCAGGCUGGAGUGCAACGGCACUAUCUCAGCUCACCGCAACCUCCACCUCCAGGGUUCAGGUGAUUCUCCUGCCUCAGUCUCUGGAGUAGCUGGGAUUACAGGCGCCUGCCACCAUGCCCAGCUAAUUUUUGUAUUUUUUCUAGUAGAGAUGGGGUUUCACCAUGUUGUCCAGGCUGGUUUUGAACUCCUGACCUCAGGGGAUCCACCCACCUUGGCCUCCCAAAGUGCUGGGAUUACAGGCAGGAGCCAAAAACAUUUUUAAAAAUCAGCUGGGCAUAACGGUCUGUGCUUAUAGUCCCAGUUACUUGGGAGGCUGAGGCAGGAAGAUUGCUUGAGCCCAGGAGCUUGAGGCUGCAGUGAGCCUGGACUCACACCACUGCACUCCAGCCUGGGUGACAGAGUAAGACCCUGUCUCAAAAAAUAAAAUAAAAUGUGACAGUCAAAUGUGGCUGGCCCUGCGGUGGUGCUGACAGGAGGAAGGUAGGAGAGAAUGGAAUGAUUUGGAGUCUUCCAAGGUCUCUUUGGAAAAUGAGUUCAUGGAAACAAAUCUCC